Molecule: messenger RNA, 4224 nt
Organism: Carcharodon carcharias (great white shark)
Lineage: Eukaryota; Metazoa; Chordata; Chondrichthyes; Lamniformes; Lamnidae
Gene: ric8b
Product: RIC8 guanine nucleotide exchange factor B
Exons: 10
Coding region: 91-1716 (541 amino acids)
Biological process (GO): G protein-coupled receptor signaling pathway
Cellular component (GO): plasma membrane; cytoplasm
Molecular function (GO): G-protein alpha-subunit binding; guanyl-nucleotide exchange factor activity
Source: RefSeq, a predicted model, not a curated record
GGGUGAAGGGUCAGGGCAGGCGGAGCUCCUGUCUCUCACCCACGGUGUCCGGCCCCUAAUCAGGGCCCAGGCUCGACUUUGGCCUCAGUGAUGGAUGUGGUCCCGGAGGCGGCGGCGGCUCUGGCGGCGCUGGAGGGCGGCACUAAGGCAGAGAUUGAGCCGAUGCUUCAGAAAUAUAACCGGCAGAACAGUCGGACUUUCACAUUUGAUCAAAACGAGGAAGAAGUGAGAAAGAAAAUAUGUGAUGAAUUGCUGAAAGUGCUGCAGAAAGACCUGGGACCAUCCUGUCAAACCACCUGUUUAGAAACGAUCCGUAUUCUCUCCAGGGACAAGAAGGUUUUGGCUCCUUUGACGACCAGGCCGGCAAUGCUGGCCCUAAUGAGGCUGGCUGGAUUGGAGUAUACGCAAAGUUCGGUGCAGGAGAUGUCCAAUUUUAGUGUUAAAGUUGAGGCUUUAAAAUGUCUGUGCAACAUUGUGUUCAACAGUGAGAAGGCACAGCGACUCAGUGUGGACUUUAAGCUUGCCGUUGGAGUAUGUGAGCGCUUAAAGAUGCACAGAGACAAAAACCUGUCUCAUGAGAUUAAGUUCUUUGACUUGCGCCUCCUUUUCCUACUGUCAGCAUUGCAGACGGACAUCAGGGCUCAGCUAAAGGAAGAACAGGGGCUACUGUUGCUGACCGAUAUCCUAGAGAACACACUGGACAUCAAGUGGUCAGAUAAAUAUGUGGUAGCCACAGAUUGCAGGUAUCCUCCCUUGUCUAAAGAGCAGGCAGAUUUUGCCAUGGAGGCACUAAAAGCUCUCUUUAAUGUCACCUAUGACUGCAGCCAGAAGAAAAUUGAUGACGAUGACAUCCAUCAGUACAGACACCUUGCUGCUAUUCUAUGCCACUGUUUGCUAUUGAAGACCCAGACUGAAGACAAAACUGAAGAAUUUCAUAGCCACACAAUCAAUCUUUUAAGCAACAUUCCAGUGUCAGCCAUGGAUCUCCUUUUCAGCCCCAACAUCAAAUGUGGAACAGUCGAUUACAAUGGGAAGAAGAUGGAUGCAGUUGAGAUUUUGCUGUGUUUCAUGGAAAAGAGAAUAGACAGAGGGUCCAAUUUAAAGGAAGGAUUGACUCCAGUUUUAAGUGUCCUGACAGAAGGUUCCAGGAAGCACAGAGAUAUGAGGAAAUAUAUCCGUUCACGGGUCCUGCCUCCUUUAAAAGAUGUAAAGAAUCGUCCCGAAAUUGGCACCACACUUAGAAAUAAGCUGGUACGUCUCAUGACCCACAUCGACACUGGGGUGAAACACACUGCAGCAGAAUUCCUGUUUGUGCUGUGCAAAGAGAGUGUUGAUUGCUUGUUAAAGUACACUGGCUACGGUAAUGCUGCGGGGUUACUUGCUGCCCACGGGCUGCUGGCUGGAGGAAGGGGUGACGGGCAGUAUUCUGAAGAUGAGGACACGGACACUGAAGAGUACAAAAGUGUCAAAUCUUUCAUUAAUCCCAUCACUGGUCACGUUGAAGAUCCGAUGCCCAAUCCAAUGGACGGAAUGACCGAGGAACAGAAAGAGUAUGAAGCAAUGAAACUCGUCAAUAUGUUUGACAAGCUGUCCAGGGAGCAGAUAAUUAAGCCAAUGAGAGUUAAGCCAGACGGCACAAUGGGUCCCUUGGAGGAAGUAGCCAAUGAGUACACCAGUGAUCACAAUUCCACUUCAGAUUCUGAUGAGAAUAUCUAGUGGGGCACCUUCUAUCCCUUCGCGGAACUCUGCCUUUCUUUAAUUAUUUUCACAGGACCUGUUCGCCAGAAAGAAAAAAAAUGGUUUCCAGCCUGGAGUGCAGAUGAUGCAUUAGGUCAUCUCUAAAGCUUCCUGACAGCUGUACAGAAAGGCUGGCCUUAUCUGCAGAGAGGAUACUUUCUAUUUAUUUCUUUUGCACCAUCUUUAUACCAUUGUUUGUAAGGCCAGAGCACUAUAAGUUUCCAAUGUCAUCCGGUUCCACAACUGACAGCAUCAACAGUGCACUGGAGUUGGAAUGAAAGGACUGCCAUUCUGGAUUGAUCUCCACUGGGAAGCAAUAUGAGCAGAACAGAGUGCGUCGUAUCAGAGAGAGUGAAGUGACUGUUCCAGAAUUACACUGUACAGAAUCAUGCUUGGUAUAUUUAAAUUACUCAAUGUAUUGAAGUUAGUCCAACAACAUGUAAAUUUUAAAAAACUUGCAUUUUCAGAGUAUUUCACAGCAUGUCACAACCGAUUCAUUAUUUCUGAAAUGUAGCCACUGCUGUUAUGUAGGUAAACACGACAACCAUUUUGUGUACUGCAAGGCCCCACUACUAACAUGAAUGACCAGCUGAUCUGGUUUUGGUGCUGCUAUUGAGGGAUGGAAGUUGGUCAGGACACCAGGUGAAUGUUUUGAAGAGCAGAAACAAUGUGCUGCUUUUCCUCCUAAAAGAAAUAGGACCAAAGGAUUCAAAAUUGGUGGCAGGAGGAAUGAUCUGGUUUAAUGUCGAUUACAAAAAUUUGUCAAAAGAGCAACACAGCACUGCAGUGUCUUGCUGAGCAGUGGGAUUAUACCUCCUUGUGAUCCAGAUUGUAGCAGUCUGGGGAAAACUUAAUCCUGGGCUCUAUGUUGCCUUCAGUGAGGAAGGAACUUAAAUUGAAUUAAGUAUAAUGCAAUAUUACACAAAGAGAGCUUGGGGAGCCAAAAGUUCCCUGUUGCUUUCUACAUGGCAACAUCUCAGCCAAUCAGUAUAGACCAUACCCAAUUAGCUCGUGCUGGCAAAACUCAAAACACGGUGUCCAACGUUAGAUGUGAUUUCACGAUUAGACAACAUUUGCAACAAAGCUAUGUCCAGUGCUCUGUCCUUUUUUUUUACUGUUGAUCUUAGCAAUUCAGUUGCAUAAGUAGGAGAAUUUUGAUGAUGCAUCUUCUAAAACAUGCAUGCUAAAUAAUGACGCUGACACCCAAUUUAAUAUUCCGUCAGGCUCGUAGUGUGGUGUAUUUGCGUGUACUGGAAGCUACAUAUAUUAAUACACAGGGCCCUGUUCUUUGCAGACAGAAAGAACAUGUACACACAUUGCACCUGUUUCAACUAAAUAAAACAAGUGACAGCCAUUUGCUGACUCAUUCCUCAGGGCAAUGUCUUGAUCAAUCAGCGUCAAGCUACCUGGUUUAAAUUUCAAACAAUGCUUCGCAGUUAACUGUCAGUCACCAUCACUGAUACAUUCUCCAUAGCAAUGCCUCUACCACUCAGAGUCCACUUGCCAGCCAAUCAGCACCCUCUUCACAUACAGUAUAAGUUGUUGUUUUCCCUUUUAUAUCGGUUUUCUGGUGGUGUCCUGACGAGUACAAGACAAAACACUUUGACGUCUCUUUUUUUCAGCAAUACUCAAAUUCUCUAUUACCAAAUGACUAUUUGAAAUUUGACAUUCUUGCAUUUGUCCUGAUGAGUGCAAGAUGAAAAGCUCUGGCAACAUGUCUCUCUUUUCAGCAAUAUUGAAAUUCUGUUCUACAGAGCGACUGAUUAAGUAUAACUGAUUAAAUGGUGUGUUUCCGAGUUUGUAGGUUUGUGAAAUAGAAUAUAUAAAUAUCAAAUGUGCAUCGAGCAGCAUUUAUUGCAUGUGAUCAUGAUUAGUACAAACUGUUACUUUAGGCAAUGAUGGUUUAAACAAAGCUCAAACUUUAACUUUUAAGAAUUAGAAUUGGAAAUAGGAAGCUAUAAUCCUAUUUUUUGAGCUGGGUUGUUGAUAAAUCCUGAAAUUAAAUUAAACUUAACCUGGUUUUUAAUGUUUUAAAGGUGAAUAAUCAGAUUUCUUGUAAAUGGUAUUUUGCAAAACAAACAGAAACAGCUUCUUUGUCAUAGCUGUGGAAUGAAAGAUAUUGCCUCUGAGCAUUAACCGAUUCUCUUUGGUGUAUCCUGAUGAUGACUCUAUAGUAGCCACUACAGUUUCUGUUCUGUUUGGAUAUAAUCAGCUCUGGGUGACUCUCUUUCACGGAGGCUUUACUGCCAAAUAAGUACCACACAUUCAACUUUAAUCACUGGCUGUGGUAACCAUCGAUAUCUGAAGUUGAGCUUUUAUUAUGGUGGAAACUGCAACAAGUCCUGAUAGAAAAAUUACAUCUGUGAAACUUUCAGUACUUUUAUAGUUUAUAAUGAUGAGAAGGGAGGAUUGGGAAUCUGCCUUCCUUCAGUACUUUACAAAUUUGCAUCCUGUAUCACACGAGCUAAUAAAGUGAUUACAAAAAUA